AUUUUUAAAGGCUUUACUUACUAAAGCACAGCUUUAAUUAAAAAAAAAACUUUAGUGGUUUUGUAUAUCGAUUGACGGAGGUUAAAGAAAAUGGUGGAGGGUUGAGAGAAAUGGGAAGCUUAGUUGUUGAGUUGUACAAUUCAGCAUAUUGUAGAUUAUGUGGGGAAGAAAAUUCUAAUGGGAUAUUUAUAUUUAAUGGUCGCUCACAACCUGAAAAUUUAAGUUUAGUUAUCAAUCAGUAUCUUCCUGUCGAAAUUAUUGAUGAUGGAAAACUACCCAGAACUAUUUGUCCAAGUUGCCAUAUACAACUUCAAGGAACUGUGUCAUUCUUUAAUUUGUUAUCUGAUGGUCAAAAAAAAUUAUACAAUUUGCUUAGUACCCAAGAACUUAUUAGGGAUGUUCCAGAUAACUCGCCAAAACAGGGAGGAUCUUCCAUUUUGAAAUCGUUUGUUAAAGGAAAACCUAAAACAAAACGAGGUCCUGGACGCCCUAGGAAAGAAAAUGCUGUUAUUGGUAAUUUAGAGAAGGAAAUACCUAAACCAGAAGUUAUUGAAGAUUCUCAUUUGACUUCAGUAGAAGAACUAGGAAAAUCUAGGAGAAAAAGAAAACUUCCUGUUAGGUUCAGCAAUAGUCUCCAGGGUAAAGAACUGGAAAAAGUUUAUAGAGAUGUUGGUUUGCCAGAAGAAGAGCAUCAAGAACAUGUGCAAAAUGAUCCAGAAGUCAUUGGAAAAGUUGAAACUGAUAAAGGUGAAGACCUCGGUGAGGUGAUGGUAUUGUCAUCUUUAGAAGAGACUAAUAGACAGCAUAUGAAAUAUCGUUGUGAUAUGUGUAAUCAGGUCUUCACCCAAGAACCAAAAUUCCUAGAACAUAGAGCUCAGCAUGCUGAAGAAACUGAUGCUGUUAUAGAGUCUUCCCCUUCGAAGCUGUCAAUAAAAAAAGAAGUAUGUGAUAAGAAAUCUGGUGAUCAUGAAUGUGACUAUUGUGAUAAAAAGUUUAGACAUCUUUCGUCCCUCUCAUACCACAAGGAGACAGAACAUAAUGACGGAAGGAGAUACGUUUGUAGUAAAUGUGAUAGAAGUUUUAAGCACCGACAGCUUCUUAGGAGACAUCAGUUAGUUCACAGUUCUGUCAGAAUGUACAACUGCGAGGAAUGUGGGGCUUGCUUUAAAACUAAAGGAAAUUUGAUGAAUCAUAACAUCAUACAUACAGGGAUGAAAAAAUACUUUUGUGAAAUAUGUGGGCAAUUAUUUGCUCAUCGUACAUCUCUCAACCUCCAUACCAGGUGGCAUUCUGGAGAGAAACCAUUUGAAUGCCAUGUAUGCAAUAAACGCUUCACACAAAAGGGAAACCUUCAGGAACACAUCCGUAUUCAUACAGGAGAAAAACCAUUUAAAUGUGAUAUUUGUAACCGGAAAUUCACAACAUCUUCACAGUGCAAGCUUCACCUAAAAAGGCACUCAGGAGAGCGCCCUUGGUUUUGCGUUAUGUGUGGAAAAUCAUUUCUUAAUAAAGCAACAUGGCGGUGUCAUAUGCGAAGGCAUAAAGGUGAAAAACCAUUUGAUUGUAAAUAUUGUGAUAGACAUUUUCCUGAAGUUUGGGCCCUUAAGAAGCAUAUGCGAACUCAUACUGGAGAGAAACCUUACAGAUGUUCUAUUUGUCAAAAGGCAUUUUCAGAUUGCUCAAAUUUAGCCAAACACAAAAAGUCACAUUUCAAAGGUGAGAGUGGUGGAGAAAAUGGAGAAAUGAAACAUGUAGUAUAUGUGAGUUACACUGAUCCACUGAACCCUAGCUCAGAGGUUUCAGAAAAAUUUGUUGUUGAAAACAAAGAUACGGAUGAAGAGGUAUUGAUGCAAGUCAUGGAUGAGAUGGGGAAUCCGUUAAAGUUUACUCUUCAAGAUGGUACACAGCUACAGGUGACAACCCGUGAUGGAAGAUCUCUUGAAGUUAGGACUGGUGAUGGUCAAACUAUUCCUGUUGAACUGACCACCGACAGUGGUGAACCCAUUUUACCAGAACUAACACCUGUUAUACUUCCAACGGUGGCUGAUUCCUUAGUUGACAUCGGGAGUAUAGAGCUUGUCACAACAGAAGAUGACCAAACAACUACUUUAACCAUUCCUCAAGAUUUCCUACAAAUAACCUAGUCAUUCAUAUUUUUUUAAUUUAUGCUUUAAAAAUUUAUAUUCUAAAAUAUUAAAAUUUAUAUAUUUUAAAAAAUACAUUUAAAUAGAUCUUUAUAUAUUUUUACUUUGUUUGUACAUAAAUAAAUUCUUUAUACUUUUGUUAUUAA
Molecule: messenger RNA, 2290 nt
Organism: Nezara viridula (southern green stink bug)
Lineage: Eukaryota; Metazoa; Arthropoda; Insecta; Hemiptera; Pentatomidae
Source: the annotation of a GenBank genome assembly